Molecule: messenger RNA, 1820 nt
Organism: Phalaenopsis equestris
Lineage: Eukaryota; Viridiplantae; Streptophyta; Magnoliopsida; Asparagales; Orchidaceae
Product: piriformospora indica-insensitive protein 2
Exons: 1
Coding region: 352-1710 (452 amino acids)
Molecular function (GO): protein binding
Source: RefSeq, a predicted model, not a curated record
CCAGGGUUUAAUAAGAAAAUAAAUGAAAGGGGACUGUUCUGCAUGAGGGAUGGGGAUAAACAGAGAAGGUUGCACUUACUACAACAUCAAAAAGGGCCACAUUGCAAUGAAUGCUAACAGGCAACACGACAAUAAAUUACUCCACUGUCUGGUCCCCUCUGGCUUCCCUGGCCUUCAUCUCCACCUCGGGGAGCUUUCCGCAGCUUUCCGCAGCUUCUAUGCUCUCCAUUUCAUGCAAACAAAGACAAGACAAAAUCGGUCCUUUCAUUCAGCCAUGGCAUUUCCGUAGAACAAAACCCUCAACUCCUCUUUAAAAACCAAUUCCGUAGAACAACGGUCACUGGUUCGUUAAUGGAGUUCUUUCUCUGCCCCAUUUAUUUCCUCAUCAUCAGCAUCACCUUCGCCGCCGCCGGUGUUCCGGCAGCCGAACAGGAGGCAGCAUACCUCGCCUUGGAAUCAAUCAACUCUGCGGUCGAAUGGAGAUCUCUCUACCCCGAUGACAUGUGUCUUUCCGGGCCUCACGGAGUCGUCUGCGACCUCUUUUCGGACGGCGCCGGUGGAUUCACUCCACACAUCACCGAGCUCAACUUCGGCUACCUUUCGGACUUCAACUCCAACGCGGAAUGCGGCAUAAACGCUACCCUUCCUUCUCUCCAUUCUUCCUCUCUUCCAUUCCUUCGCCGCUUAUUCUUUUACCGCUGCUUCCGCUUUGGCCAGACUGCCAUCUCGUCGUCUUUCUGGAACAUUUCCACUUGCCUUGAAGAACUUGUGAUCCACGAUAACCCCGCCCUCGUUGGCCACCUCAGCGCUCUCAUCGCCCGAUUGGUGCGCCUUCGGCGGUUCAUCAUUUACGGUACCGGAAUCUCCGGCGUGAUUCCGUCGGAGAUCGGCCAGCUUCGUAAUCUGGAGCAGCUCGUCAUAUCGAGAAGUCGCUUGCAAGGAUCGGUUCCUGCCACCGUUGCGGAUCUCCAGUGCUUGAAGCUUCUUGAUCUAAGCGGCAACAACUUCCUCGGCGACAUCUUACCCGAGAUCGGGCGGCUUGCUGAGCUCGUGAAGAUGGAUCUGAGCUCGAACAGGUUUACCGGCCCUGUUCCGGCUGGUUUUACUCAUCUAAAGCGGCUCGAGUUCCUCGACCUUAGCCACAACCGGCUCACCGGCGGAGUUCCCGUCGCACUGGCUGAGAUGCAAAACCUCAAAGAAGUUUAUCUCAGCGACAACCCUCUCGGAGGUCGAAUCCCUGAAAUUUGGGAAAAUCUUGGGGGUAUAUCAGGGCUAGGUUUGUCCAAUUUGGGCUUGACCGGGAACAUUCCACCUUCCAUCGGCCAAUAUCUGCAAAACAUCUGUUAUCUGUCACUCGAGAACAAUUUCCUCGUGGGAGAACUACCGGAGCAGAUUCGGCUCUUGGAGCGGAGCGCGAAGGAGAUUAACAUGGAGAACAACUCUCUCCAUGGCCGUAUCCCAUUUACCGCCGGCUUCAUUGCUUCCAUCGGCGAUAAGCUCAAGCUUGCCGGUAAUCCAAAGCUCUGCAUCGACGAGGAGUUCCGAACCCACGUAAGAAGCAAGGGCAAUCUCGGCAACCUUCUCCCCUGCAACAAAACUCAAAUUCUCCAUCCUGCCCUCGAUUCUCUUUCUUCAGCUUCGACAGCCGCUUUCUGUUUCGGUUUUGUUGUCGUCCUCUUCUUUCCUUCCUUUCUGAUCUCUUUUUGGUAGUACCUUUUGUUUUUGAGAAGCUUUUCUUUUAGUUUGGGAAAUCUGUUUAUAUAAAACCAUGGGAGAAAUGGAAAAAUAUAUCAAAAAAAUAUAAUAUGUUAUCUCUACUG